CAAGAAAGCUCGAUCGACAGCAACAGUCCACUAAAAUAUUGGAAACUUCUGGUAGUCGGGACUAGACAUCGUCAGUAUCUUCUCAUGAUGGAACGCAGCCGCCGACGCGCAGCGACCCCGUGCUCGCAUUGAUUCCAUCAGGCUCAUGGGUUUUGGGAUCCCCAACCUGGCACGGGCACGGUGGAUGGUCGGCUACCGGCCGGCGCACGAGCAGAGGCCGGCGGCACUCCAUCUCGCGCGCACACACGGUUUCCCCCUCCCGGCAAGCAUUCGUUUCUCUCCAAAGCACCCGCCGUCCCCCGCUUCCGAUCCGUGCGCCGCGUGCCCCUCCGCGCAAGAGUCCUCGUAUAAAGAGGCCCGCGCCGCUGCCGUUGCCAACACCGAGCAGCAAGGGCAACCAGCAUAUCCGGCCCACACCUGCCCACCUCCUCCCCCGUCUUGCGCGCAGAGAACCUUCCAGGCAGGCCGGUUCAUCGAUGGACGGCGCGGACGCGUUCGCGGCGCCGGCUAACCCGUGGUCGCUGGUCCGCGGCUACUUCUCCCCGGCGACGCUCUUCCUCCUGCUCAACAUGGUCAUCGGCACCAUCGCGCUCACCUCCCGCUCCCGCCGCCGCCACCACCACCACCACCACCUCGACGAUCGCUACCAGCAGCACUACGGCGGCGAUCAGCACCAGCACGCUCCUCCGCCGCUCGUGCGCACGUCGUCGGUCAUGGAGCGCCUGCGCUCCCUCGGACUCUAUCGCUUCCGCUCCGGCGACUUCCCGCCCGAGUACAACCACCACCUCUCCGCCGGGGCAGACGACGGCACCAGCGGCCACGAGGGCAGCGGCGGCGCGCGGGAGGCGCAGGCCCAGUACGCACGGAGCCGGUCCGAGACGGCCGCGAGGCCGCCGCCGGUGCGCAAGGCCACUAACAAGAAGGAGGAGGAGGCGGUGGUCAGCAGGGCGGCGAGGACGAAGCCGAGCGCGGAGGUGAUGAAGCUGGAGCGCGCCCCGGCGCAGGCGCAGGUGCGCCGCGCGCCGAGGGCCCCGGCGACGCGAGCGCAGCUGGUGGUGAGAGAGGAGGAGGAGGCUGCCGCGGCGGUGAGCGUGGACGCGCGGGCCGACGACUUCAUCAACAAGUUCCGGCAGCAGCUGCAGCUGCAGCGGCUCAACUCUCUGCUCAACUACAAGGAGAUGCUCAACCGCGGCUUGUAGGUCGCAGGCUCGCAGCUCGCGCGGCGCGGCGGCGGCCAGUGGCUUGCUAGUGUUUGCUAUGGAGAGUGUGCGUGGUGUAAUUUAACACAGUGUACGAGUGGAAUGUACGGCCGAUUUUUUUCUUGGCAAGCUGCAAUCUACAGCUGUAUUGUAAGCUCGAAGCUGUCUGGUCACGACCGGCAGAUGUGUUGGUGUGGUGUUCUCAGAAUUGAAGCGAGCCACAGCCGAUGUUCUCGUCGUA
This is a messenger RNA of Setaria italica (foxtail millet), 1440 nucleotides long. RefSeq lists its product as uncharacterized. The transcript has a single exon. Lineage: Eukaryota; Viridiplantae; Streptophyta; Magnoliopsida; Poales; Poaceae. Bases 477 to 1199 code for a protein of 240 amino acids. The record is from RefSeq and is a predicted model, not a curated record.